This is a messenger RNA of Argiope bruennichi, 3718 nucleotides long. RefSeq lists its product as uncharacterized. NCBI's taxonomy places the organism in Eukaryota, Metazoa, Arthropoda, Arachnida, Araneae, Araneidae. The transcript has 4 exons. Bases 1650 to 3068 code for a protein of 472 amino acids. The record is from RefSeq and is a predicted model, not a curated record.
UUGUGAGUGCUUCGUUUUCUGAAGUGCUAAUUCCAUAUAAUUUUUUAUAAACAAAAUAUUUUGAAUUAUUUUACUUGUUGGAGUGUUGUAAAUUCUUUAUAUUGAUUAUUUUUGUUGUAAAUUUGAUUUCUUUUUGUAAUGUUUCUUUUAUUUAUUUCAUGAUCUGUUUCCCUUAUAGAUAUCUAGUUCAUAAAAUUCAUUGAAUCCUAUUUUUGCGUAAAUUCAUUUAAAAUAGUUUUCCAUGUGAAGCGAAUUUAUUGGAGUUAUCCCCUUCUGACUGUUUGAUAAGGCUAAAAAGAAAUUUAAAGAAUCUAUUGGAAGAACAGCGAUUGAUUGUCAAGAUUUUUUUUUCCAGGAAAAGCUUAAUAUAAUACAUUGUUAAAUAAUGAUUUGACUGUAAUUUUUCUUUUUCUUGCCACUUCUUGUGAAAUCAGGAGAAACUGGAAAAUAGUAAAUCUUAGAACAUUUCCAAUCAAUGUGUCAAAUCAAUUUUAUAUUCAAAUGUUUUUAAUAAAAAAAUUUUAAAUAAUGAAGUUUUAUAUCUAAUAUGCUUGUUAUUGAACAUGAGUACCAUCAACAUAAAUAUAUUAUCAGCCAACAUUACUGUGAUAUUGUUAUUCAAUAUCAAUGGAUGAAUAUAUUUUUAUAAAUAGUGCAUGUAGGUGCUAUGCGGAGGAGAUUAUUGGACUUGGAGCUACAAUAUCCAGCACAAACAUACGUCAUAGAAUGGAGAAAUGUUCAUCAGAAUGAGUUUUUAAAAAUUUUAAUCAAUUAAAAAUUAAGCUAAAAGUUGUUGUUUUCACCUGAUAAUUUCUGAAACACUUAUGAUAUGUAAUGCAGGUUUCCCAAAUUAUUAAUGAUUUGUUAAAUUUCAUAAUGUCUCAAUAAUUAACUCAAAACAAAUAACACUAAAAAUAAUUUAUUUUAAAAAUAUGCUUAGAAAUUUUAAAAAAUCAUUUGCAGGGAAAUAAAAAGCAAUUAUUUUCAAUAAGUUAGUAUUUGGUAGAGUUCCCUCCCCCCCUGAAUAAUAUAGAGGUAAUUUUAAAUAGUUAUACUUUCUGUAACUAUAGUCUAACAGAUGAGUUAGCCAAUAUUCUAGACAAGCUUUUUAGUUAUUGAAGGCAGUUGGUGUGUAAUCUAUAACAUCUAAGAUGGAAAAUACUUUUCUUUUUCAAAAAUAAAUUAAAAAUCUUUUAUUACAAUUAUUUUUUUCUAUUUUCUUAGUUAAAGGUUAAUUAAUAAAAAUUUGAUUAAUUAAUUCAUUUGUAUUUGAGAGUUUAUCAUUAAAGAGCAAUAAAUUUCAAGUCAUUAACCAAUUUUGUGAAUAUUUUUUUUUUUAAAAAGACAAAUAUGAUAAAGUUAUUGUUAAUUUAAUAAAAAUAUUUUUGAUGGUUGUAUUAAAAUAACUGAUAAUGUUAGAAGUAAUUUUCUGUAUGAUUUUAUAUAUUUUUCAAAUUAUUUAAUCUUAUCUCAUUUUUCUGACUAACAGUCAUUGACAAUUUAAUUUUUCUGAUUAAUAUUCUGAGGAUUGAAAAUCAACCACUUUCAUUUAUUUUGUUUCUGAAGUGCAAAUUUUUUUGAGUGAAGCGGGAAGGAACUAAUUUUCUUCUGUUAUAAAUUAUAGUCAAAUCUGAUUAGUUUAAUGAAUAAUGGGAAAUAGGUUUAAAUGUCAUCAAAGCUUUUAUGGAUUAUUAUAUUCAGCAUAUGUAAUAAGAAUAUCCAUUUUCGGUUAUAGCAGUCAUUCAUAUCAAAGAAGUGUUUUAGAUAUAUAUUACUUAUUAUGUUCUAUUCUUAUAUUGUUUUUUACGUUUUUCCUAGAUGGAUAUGUAUCAGCAAUAAGCCAUGGCAUUAUUCCCAGUCAUUUGAAGCCUCCUUACAUAUUAUUGAAGAAAAUCAAUCUGUGCAAGCACAAUUCUUUCAGUGAAUCUGAAAGAACUCUGCUAGAUGCUCAACAAGUUUCAGAAAAAAGCAAUUUAUCUGUUCAUCAAAGAGAUGAGCCAAAUGGUGAACAAUUUUCUGAGAGCAGAAUUCAUAUUCAGGCAUCUUCAGAGGGAGGUUCAGAUGUAAGAGAUCAAAUCAAGCAUAUUCAUGUGAAAACAGCAUCUAAGAAAAUUUGUGUUUAUUGCAAAUUUAAAGGAGUAAUAUCUCAUACUAAGUGGCAAUGUCAAGGUUGUAAUAGGCAUUUAUGCAAGAAAGGUCCUGAGAGAUCAUGUUUUCAAUUAUCACAUUCACCAUCUUUCAAAGGCAUACUGCAUUCCAAAAUGCCAGAUUCCAGACAUGUUUCAAAAAUAUCUCUUUCACCUUCUAAGACUCUAGAUUCUGAACAUGUUCCGAAAGUAUCGCUUUCACCAUCUAAGGCUCUGAAUUCCGAACAGGCUUCAAAAGUGUCCUUUUCACCUACCAAGGCUUCAGAUUCUGAACACAGUUCAAAUGUGUUCCCUUCUACUGGGUCUUUAGAUUCUAUACAUAUUUCUAAAUCACUCUCUGCCUCUAGGAAAUCCACAUCUAGAAAUCUUGCAAGUAUAAAUACUACUUUGGGAGAUAAACAUAUUCUGAUCUCAUGUCCCUAUAAAAGAAAAAGGCAAUGUGCUUAUUGUAAAGUGCGUGGCAUGCAUAAAUGUCGUCUUUGUGAUUUGCAUUUUUGUAAUGUCAUAACAACUGGCAGGAAAUGUUUUUAUUUAUAUCAUUCAGCACUUAAAAAUCAAUCAUUUGAUGUUGUUGAUAUUAGUUCAGACGAAAUGAGUGAUGAUAUUCAUAAUUCUCUUACAAAUAGUGCCAGUGCUGCACAAAUAUCAGAUAAUGAAUCUUUAAAUGUUCAGCUUCUUUCAGAAAUAGAAGAACGAAUUUCUCCCAAAACUGAUCAUAUUCCCUUGUUAGUGGAAGGUAAAAAUGUAUGUUUUUAUUGCAAAGUUAAAAAAUCAAGUUGGUGCUGUAAAACUUGUGGCAAAUCGCUGUGUGUUCAGAAGACUGGAAAAACUUGUUUCUAUGAAUACCAUUCACUCCCCAAAAAGGCUAAACGACCUAGCAUGAAACGUAUAUUUCAAGCAUAUGCACGAAAAUCUCAUUGAUAUGGUGAUUGAUGUGCUAGAUUCUUAAAUUUUUAAAACCAUGUUUAUGUGCAGUAUUUGUUGGAUAUGUUCAUUGAUUUAUUUAUUUUAUAAUGUAAUGAUUUUUUUUUCUGCUUUCUUAAGCAUUAAUAAGAGAUUGUUUGAUUUUUUUAAAAACAUAUUUAUUUCUAAUUAUUGCUUGAUUUAUAUUUUUAUGUUUAUUUCUGUUCAAUUUUGCUCUUCUUUCUCUUUUUUUUUUUUAAUAAUUUAAUCAUUUAUAUGCUUUGCAGCAUGUUUAUUUAACUUUAUGUAUUCAGUAUUGAAACGAUUAUACAGUUAUAUGAUGUUAUUAAUGUCAUUUUAUAAUUAUUUUAUUGCUUUACUCUGGAAAGUUUGAAAUAGAAAGUAUGACCAAUUCUUAUCUCAAAAUAAAGCUGUUAUCAAAAAUUAAUGAAUAAGUUUUUCCAGCAUUUUUAAUAUUUUUGGUUGAUGAUUCAUUUAUAAUCUGUUUUAAUUCAAAGUUAAAAAUUUUCAUGCUAUUUUUCAUAGUUGCCUUUAAUUUUAUCUUAUUAUUUUUGCAUUAACAAGUCCUUUAUGAUUUCAAUAAUUCAUUUUAUUUUUACGACAUUUUGAUAUAAAAACUUCAAAACCAAAAGUUCCUGUGAGCAAAA